AUUUCUUCCCCGUGGUCUUAGGGAAGGGAGAGGGUGAAACCCUAUCCUAACCGGCCUAACGGGUAUAAAGAGUGGGACUUCACCCUUAGUUAAACGUUCUCAUGGGAGCUGUAUGAACUAUAAAUGAACUUCUGUAUUUAGCAAAAUAACUUGGCUUCUUGGAUCUGCUAAGAUAUUUUAGAACAAACUAUUUUGCUUAACCUUGACUUGCAAGGACGUGGCUGCAAAGUCCAGGUGUUUUGGUUGAUGGACUUGGCUGUUAUCCCAGAAGGAGCCAAGAAAUGGGCUAUAAAGGAAAACACAGCUUUUAAUAAAGUGCCAUUGCAUACAUUCACGCUUCAGAAUGUUUCUUUGGUCCUCCUGAACCCUACUUUUCUAUAUUCUCUUUUUUCUCAAGACCACUCACCCAACUUCAGCUUUCUGUGAGGAACACGCCGGAGCUGGUCUCCGGCAGCACUGAAGCAUUUACCAAGCCCUGAUGUCUAAGGGGACACAAUUCCACUUCCUCGGCAAACAGGUGAGGCUGGCCUCUCCGCACCCAGAGGCCUGAGCUCUGCCAUGGGGGUAGGGGUGUCUUUAUUGCUGCAGUUUUCGCUGACGUCUGGGGGCUACCGGAGCGGGAGCCGAAGCAGGCGCUGCAGCCGCGGAAGUCUCCGCAGGAGCGUCCCCAGGCGGAACUGGAUCAAGCUGUAUCCCCAGCCCCACAGCCUCCAGGCAGAGGAAGAACAGAUGCUGGAACGACGCUGCAGGGGCCCCAUGGCAAUGGGCCCUGUCCACUCCCGACUCCUCUCGGGGCCCUCCCAGGAGUCACCAGAGACCCUGGAGGAGGAACCCCGCGGGCUGAGGUCACCGGGCACUUCAGCGGCUGCGUUGGUUGGCCAAGCCCCAGGGAGAACCCACCGCUGUGCCCAUUGUAAGCGGAACUUCCCAGGGUGGGUGGCCCUGUGGCUACAUGCUCGGAGGUGUCAGGCUCGGCUGCCCAUGCCCUGCCCCGAGUGUGGGCGCCGCUUCCGCCACGCCCCUUUCUUGGCACUGCACCGCCAGGUCCAUGCGGCAGCCACCCCAGACCUGGGCUUUGCCUGCCACACCUGUGGGCAGGGCUUCAGAGGCUGGGUGGCUCUGGUUCUGCACCUACGAGCCCACGAAGCUGCAAAGCGGCCCGUCGCCUGCCCAGAAUGCGAGAGGCGCUUCUGGCGACAAAAGCAGCUGCGCGCUCACUUGCUACGGUGCCACCCGCACCCCCCGGAGGCCCGACCCUUCAUCUGCGGCAACUGCGGCCGGAGCUUUGCCCAAUGGGACCAGCUGGUUGCUCACAAGCGGGUCCAUGUGGCUGAGGCUCUGGAAGAGGCUGCCGCCAAAGCCCUUGGGCCUCGGCCCAGGGGCCGCCCCGCGGUGACAGCCCCCAGGCCUGGUGGAGAUGCCAUUGACCGCCCCUUCCAGUGUGCAUGCUGUGGCAAGCGCUUCCGGCACAAGCCCAACCUGAUCGCCCACCGCCGGGUGCACACGGGUGAGCGGCCGCACCAGUGCCCAGAGUGCGGAAAGCGCUUCACCAACAAGCCCUACCUGACCUCCCACCGGCGCAUCCACACUGGCGAGAAGCCCUACCCGUGCACAGAGUGCGGGCGCCGCUUUCGGCACAAACCCAACCUUCUGUCGCACAGCAAGAUCCACAAGCGGUCCGAGGGGUCAGCGCAGGGUGCUCCGAGCUCAGGAAGCCCCCAGUUUCUAGCUGUCUCCCUGGAGCCCAUCCCAGAGGCCCCACCGAAACCUGCAGGGGAUCCUGUCCCCGAGCCCCUACCUGGAGCCCCUCACGGCCCCCCGCCCGCCCCUGCCGCUGUGCCCCCAGAGCUGUACAGCUGCGAGGACUGCGGGCGCAGCUUCCGGCUACAGCGCUUCCUGCGUGCCCACCAGCGGCAGCACAGCGGCGAGCGGCCCUUCACCUGUACCGAGUGCGGCAAGAACUUCGGUAAGAAGACCCACCUGGUAGCUCACACUCGGGUCCACUCAGGCGAGCGGCCCUUUGCUUGCGAAGAGUGCGGGCGCCGCUUCUCACAGGGCAGCCACCUGGCCGCCCACCGGCGUGACCAUGCCCCUGAGCGGCCCUUUGUCUGCCCAGACUGUGGCAAGGCUUUCCGCCACAAGCCCUACCUGGCUGCUCACCGGCGCAUCCACACUGGUGAGAAGCCCUACGUCUGCCCUGAGUGCGGCAAGGCCUUCAGCCAGAAGUCCAACCUGGUAUCCCACCGGCGCAUCCACACUGGCGAGCGCCCCUACGCGUGCCCCGACUGCGACCGCAGCUUCAGCCAGAAGUCCAACCUCAUCACCCACCGCAAGAGCCACAUCCGGGAUGGCGCUUUCUGCUGCGCUAUCUGCGGCCAGACCUUUGAUGAGGAGGAGAGGCUCCUGGCCCAUCAGAAGAGGCAUGACGUCUGAAAGGGGUGGGGCUGAGGAAGCUGGGGGCGGGGAGAGCGUCCCAGUAGCUCAGGGUGUCCUGGUCAUUGCUGGUAUAGAACAUGGGGUGGGACCCCUGGAAGGGACCGAGGCCUGGUGCGAAGUGAGUGAGUCCUGUUAGGAAGAGAGAUCACCUCCCCUUCACCGAGGAGUCCACUCUCAAGAGUGCCAGGGCCCCAGGCCUCCAGCUGCCACCCUGACUCUUCUGCCCCUGGAAAAGUAGCAAUAACAUCUUGACCAUCCCUUAGCGCCUGCGGGCUAGAGGGGCCACCCAUGGGAAGGAGGAUGCACCCUCUUGGUGUUAACCGCCUUAACGACCCGUGUCUUUCAUGAUGAGUUACUCCAAAUCCAUCUGGAAGUAGGAGUGGUGUGGUUCUUAGUAAAAAACCCUCGGGGAGGAACAGUGGGCCAGCUGGAUACACCUUGGAGAACCUGCUGGCCUUGUUAGACAGCUCCUGGACUGUGUCCAGCGUGUGGAGGUAACGCUGCGCUGCUCUAACCUGUCCCAUCCUGUCCUCUUCCCCUGUCCCUUGUCUAGGCACCUAGACCUAGACUAAUGACUGUUAGUGCCUCCCCAAAGUCCAACCCCCAGGGCUUUUCCUAGCAUAUUCCUCCCCUGCCUCCCACCCCCCAGCCCCACUGUCAGCAUCCUUGUGUCCAGGCUUUUGUCUGAAUAACCCGAUUCUUUCACUCCUGCCAGACCUCAGAAUUUUAGGGAAAGGACAGACCCACUGGAGUGUCGCCUGCAGGGAAGCACUGGGGAGGUGGCUCUUAGCGUUUCUGUGUUUGGUGCCCAGCCUUUGCUUAAACACAUAGCUCACAGGGACUUCCCUACCUCCCAAGGCUCCAGUUCUAUUUUAGGAUAAUUCUAAUUGUUAGAAAUGAUUCCUUAUAAUGAAUGAAAUUUGCUUUCCCCAAAUGUCUACUUAUUCGGCUUUGUUCUUUCUCUGGAACUUCACAGAACAACUAUUUGCCUUCCUUUUCAAACUAGAGAAUAAACUUGGUUUUAGAACUGG
Molecule: messenger RNA, 3467 nt
Organism: Echinops telfairi (small Madagascar hedgehog)
Lineage: Eukaryota; Metazoa; Chordata; Mammalia; Afrosoricida; Tenrecidae
Gene: REPIN1
Product: replication initiator 1
Exons: 3
Coding region: 559-2433 (624 amino acids)
Biological process (GO): regulation of transcription by RNA polymerase II
Cellular component (GO): nucleus
Molecular function (GO): RNA polymerase II cis-regulatory region sequence-specific DNA binding; DNA-binding transcription activator activity, RNA polymerase II-specific
Source: RefSeq, a predicted model, not a curated record